CGCGCUACUUGGUUUCAGUUAAUUCAGUUGAGUUCUGAGUCGCAGCGCGGGAAAUCGGCGAAAACGUAUCAAGUGCUUGUGAAUGAUACUAUAACAUAAACAAAUGCAUAACAUAAAUAGUAAAUAUUAAUUGGACAGUGAAUUUGUGCCGUUUCCUGUGUUUUGUUAAUUAAUUAUUUUAAUUAAAUCGUACUUGAGGAUUAAGAUCUAGUGAAAUGCCAUUAUCAAAAACGGACACGCCAGAAAAAUAUACUGCAGGAUAUGAAAAAAUCAUUCCAGAAGCGGACGAAACUAAAAGCAGUUGUACAUGUGACAGUAUCGAGAAAGUUGCUGAAUCCGGGAUAGAUGAUGAGACGAAUCCUCUAACCGAAAAAAUAUCUAGUCAACCAGAAAUAGUGAUACCACCAGACGGAGGUUGGGGAUGGGUUGUAGUAUUAUCUUCCUUUAUGUGUAACUUAAUCGUGGAUGGUACAAUAUUUUCCUUCGGUACGUUCCUAGAACAAAUUUCUGACGAGUUUGACGUGACCAAAGCGGAAGUGACCCUCGUAGGGUCGUUAAUGUCGGGAUUUUAUUUAAUCGCUGGGCCAUUUGUAAGUGCCAUAGCGAACAGAUAUGGAUUUAGAUUGGUCACUUUAUUUGGUGCAGUCUUUAGUGCCGCUGCUUUUGCCAUUUCCAGUUUUGCCACAAGUGUUCCGUUCUUAUGCGUAACGUAUGGAGUUUUAGGAGGUAUUGGCUUUGGUUUUAUUUACGCACCGUCUAUUAUUAUCUUAGGAUUUUAUUUUGAACGAUGGAGAGGUCUAGCGACUGGAAUAGCGGUGUGUGGAUCCGGAAUAGGCACUUUCGUUUAUGCUCCAAUGACUGAAAUUUUAAUAAACAAAUUUGGAUGGAGGUAUGCCUUAUUAUGCCAUGCAGCGUUAGUCUUAAGUUGUGUCAUUUAUGGAUCAUUAUACAGACCAUUAAAAUCAGUCAAAGUAGACGCUCCAGAUGCAGAAGAAGAAACUGCGUACAAAGUGCCGUUGGCUGCUCAAAUAAAAAUGGAAGCGGCCAUGAAAAUGCUAAAAAGAGACAGUAUAGGAUCAAUAGAUCACCAAUCAUCCAUUCCAAGAUUAUUAGGAGUAAACAAUAAUUCUGUUUAUCCGAGAGUAUCAGACGUUUAUCACACCAUUUGUGUUCCGAACGGCAACAUUACAUCCCGGGCUUCUGUGGAAAACAAGAUGUCCUGGAUUAGAGAGAGAAGUAAGACUGAAGGAAAGUUGCAACUUUCGCAACUGCACAAGUUCAAAAGAGCGCGAUUUGAAAAUAGCCAUGAAAUAGUUAGACCGCUUUACAGAGAUGAUAUAUUUUUCACUGGGAGCUUAGCACGUCUUCCUCAAUAUAUGUCAAAAACCUCUGUAGCAUAUAACUUAUCAGUUACUCGGGCACCUACAAAGAAUGAUAUAGAAGAAGAAACUACGAGGCAAUGUAAAAUCUGUCCCGAGGCAUUUAGAAGAGCUUUGGCUACCAUGUUGGAUCUUAGUCUGUUCAAAUCACCAUCAUUUAUUGUUCUAGCUAUUGGAGGAUUCUUUACUAUGAUGGGAUUCUUCGUUCCUUAUAUGUUUUUAGUAGAUAGAGCAAGACACGAAGGUUACAGUAAGAUGACAGCUGUAUGGCUGGUUUCCACUAUUGGUAUAGCAAAUACGAUUGGAAGAGUUGUAUAUGGAUUGAUAAGUUCUCUUCCUAGGACAAAUGCACUUACUAUUAUUAAUAUUGCAUUAACAGUUGGUGGACUGGCUACAAUACUAAGUGGUCUUUCUAUGUCAACAGAAUACCAGUUUGCCUACACUGUUGUCUUUGGACUGGCUAUAUCAAGCUUCGCAUCUAUCAGAUCGAUAGUGGUAGUAGAUCUUCUUGGAUUAGAAAAACUAACAAACGCCUUUGGACUUCUUUUACUGUUCCAAGGUGUAGCUGCCAUCAUCGGCGCCCCUCUGGCCGGUGCUUUUAUGAACGCUACGGGAAGUUAUAAUUAUUGUUUCUACAUGUCUGGAGGAGUACUUCUGUUUUCAGCUGUAAUAUGUUAUCCAUUAAAUUGGAUAAAUGCUUGGGAAAAACGGAAAAUUGCUGAAAAUAAAACUCCCAUCGUAUUAGUUUAAAAUAUUUAUUUAUUUUUUUAUUUUUUAAGAUUUUCUAUUUAAAAAAAAUGAGAUUCUCCUGGAUAAUUUAUUUGAUAAUGUAUCUCGAAUAACAGUAGUUGAAUUUCAAGGGUCUUUUUGUACGUGAAUUAUAAAAAGCUUUAAUAAUUAUUUAAGUCACAUAAUAUGGAAAAUAUGUUAUUAGCAUAGGUUCCUCUCACUUGUACUAAAAAGAGAAAGAGAAUAUUUAUAGUUACAUUGUUCAUUUCUUUUUUGGAAUUUUACGUACUACUUGAAAUGAAUUUAUACAAAAAUGGUGACCUAAAUAUAACGUUGAUGCAAGUAUUUUUAUGUACCUAACUAAAAAAAAAGUAUUUUGUAUGUACAUUUACAAAUGUAUCGCAAUAAUUUCCUCAAAACGAAAUAAAAGUAUUAUAAAGUUGUUUUUAUAUUAUAUAUAAUAAAAAUAUAAAUUAUUUAAACAUA
This is a messenger RNA of Psylliodes chrysocephalus, 2594 nucleotides long. The record is from the annotation of a GenBank genome assembly. NCBI's taxonomy places the organism in Eukaryota, Metazoa, Arthropoda, Insecta, Coleoptera, Chrysomelidae.